Messenger RNA from Suillus subaureus, 453 nucleotides. RefSeq lists its product as uncharacterized. Bases 1 to 453 code for a protein of 150 amino acids. The transcript has 4 exons. The record is from RefSeq and is a predicted model, not a curated record. Lineage: Eukaryota; Fungi; Basidiomycota; Agaricomycetes; Boletales; Suillaceae.
AUGGCAGCUAUGGAGAUCUGGCAGAACUCUGUCUUCAUAGAGUCAUUCUUCAAGGCACUCUUUGGCACAGAUGAUAUGGAUCUCAAGACAAGACUAUUGGAAAGUUUGGGUCAACAGUCACUCUAUGCUCAAGCCAUGUGCUCUGUUUCAAUUCCUGCAAAAAUGAUUGAUAUACUUGUACUCACCAUGGUCUACAGUCACUCAAGGCUUGAGCCACAUGCUCUGUUUCAAUUCCUGCAAAAGUGGCUCUUUGCCCUCUUCAAGAAGCCCAGUAAUCCUGCUCCCACUGUCACCUUUGUUUCAUCUUCUCUCACCUUUGUUUUGUCUGCUCUCACCAUCCUUUCAUCUGCUCUUGCCUCUGCUUCUUCUGCCAACACCUCAGCUCUGAUUGCAGCCUCUGCCCAGACAGUCACAUCUCCCCACUUGCACAUCUUCUGUUGCACUUGCAUGUGA